Olea europaea var. sylvestris is the source of this 1692-nucleotide messenger RNA. RefSeq names its product squamosa promoter-binding-like protein 8. The record is from RefSeq and is a predicted model, not a curated record. Gene Ontology annotation, molecular function: DNA binding. The transcript is spliced from 3 exons. Gene Ontology annotation, cellular component: nucleus. Bases 477 to 1418 code for a protein of 313 amino acids. Lineage: Eukaryota; Viridiplantae; Streptophyta; Magnoliopsida; Lamiales; Oleaceae.
UAGAUUAGAGAUAAGAAAGAGAGAGAGAUUCUAUUUUAGAGAGAGAGAGAGUUAAGUGGUGAUCCUUGUAGAAAUGGAGAGAUGUAACGAAUAUUAAUACUUCACUUGUAGGGUUUUGAUUACUAUACUGUAUCUCACUGUUCCAAACUGCCACGAGGUGAUCUCUUUCUCUCUCUCUCUACAUUUUAUUCUCUCUCGAUCAAAUUCCUGCAAAUGCUACAAUGAUGAACACAAACCCGACAUGAUCCUCAAACUCAAAAAGGAACUCUUUACCUGCUUCGCAAUAAGGCAAUUCACACGGACACACAGCUUUGUUAAAGUCUUUUGCAGCUUUUUCACUCACCAUGAUCUUUCCCUUUAAAGCUUUGAUUUUUCUCUCUCACUCUCUUUCUAUAGUUUAGUUGAUUUCAGAUAUCUGGCAAGGCGCUGUUAUAUUUCUUUGAUUCUGCUGGUGGAGGCAAAAUAAAAGUAGAGGCAUGGUGGACUAUGAAUGGGGUAACCCAUCAUCUAUCAUGCUUUCUGGCGAAGAAACGGCCCAAGAUUCUAACCAAAAUCAACAGAUUUUUUACCCAUACGCUACUCAUAGCUUCACGGAAGCCAACACUUUUGUUAACCCUAAUGAUUUCGCCACUGUCACUCCUCACAACCACCACUACCACCACCCGUUUCACCACCCAAAUACUGACAUCCAUUUGACUAAUUUCUAUGACCCACGCUGUUAUCGAGCUUCUGCAUCAUCAUACGCGAAUCCUCAUGCACCACAGGCUUCAGUGCUCCCUCUUGAACCAACCGGUCCAACUGGGUUCAUGAUGAUGCCCAAGAGUGAGCCGGUUGCUGGCGGGUUCGAGUUUAACACUAGCACUAGUAGGAUUGGACUUAAUUUGGGAGGAAGGACUUAUUUUGCUUCCUCCGAGGACGAUUUUGUGAACCGGCUCUACCGCCGGUCCAGGGUAAUGGAGAACGGCUCAGUCAACUCCCCAAGAUGCCAAGCUGAAGGUUGCCACGCGGACCUUACGCACGCGAAACACUACCAUCGCCGCCACAAGGUAUGUGAGUUCCACUCCAAGGCCGCUACUGUCAUCGCCGCUGGGUUGACUCAGCGAUUCUGCCAACAAUGCAGCAGAUUCCAUCUCCUUUCGGAAUUUGACAACGGGAAGAGGAGUUGCCGGAAAAGAUUGGCUGACCAUAACCGGCGUAGGCGAAAAUCCCAGCAACCAAAUCAAGAACCCAGCAACAACUCUCUACUGGACAGUGCACCAAAUUGUUCCUCUGAAAACCUUGCGAGGUCUCCACCUGAUUCUGGGAUUCAUUCUUCAUUGGUCACCGUUGCAAUUUCACCGCCAAGAAUUUCAUUGGAUUUCAGCCAAAGAUCAUAUCUGGGUACAACUAGUUCUUCAGCAAGCACAAUUUUUUACUGAAAGGAUGCGAAAUUCAAGAUCUUACGCGUUGCGGACUACCUAGACCUAGUAAUAACACAGUGGAAGAAGAAUGAUCAAUUUGACAUAUAUUAUUCUUCAGGUUUCUUAUUAUUUGCAUUUCAAUCUUAAUUUGCUCUAAAGACAGAUCAGAUCGAUUUACACUUGAAUCAUUAUCGUAUGUAACACAUAUAUAAAUAAGUAUCUCUAUAUAUGUUUUCAUGGGAAUCAUUUCCUAGUUUCCAUUUUGUUACAAGGAUUAGUUUUCACAGGCACA